AUCCAAUCCCCAUCAGCCCAUGGCCAUUGUGCCCUGGUGAUGCGGGAUGCCAGCGCGAAUGGUGCAGGCAAUGGCUCCGUCGGGAAGAUCUCCUUCUACGCCCCCGGCUACUUCCCCAGCUCCAAGCCAUCCGUGCCACCGAUUUACGCCACCACCCUGCGGCGGUCCAAAGAGGCCUUGGAGGUGGAUGGAAAGUUGCGCGAUGCUUCCAACUCACAGGAGCUCUGGGGCUUCAUCGCUUCGGCCCUGCCACGCUUCGACACGGGAAAUCUCGUGGUGGCCUUUACCACCGCGGCCAAGGUGGAUGAAGGAGGAAGUGAGAUCCACCAGGAGAUCUUCUUGGAGCUGGUGGAACGACUUCUGAGCUCCGUGGAGUCCCUGGAACCACGGGGGCUGUCGAUGACCGCCUACAGCGCUGCCAAGCUCCUCUUCGGGGAUCACAGGCUUUGGUCGCAGCUGAGUGCUGCCAGUUGUCGCUGCUGCCAUCGCUUUGGUGCCACCGAUGUGGCGAAAGCCACCUGGGCCUUCGCCAAGUUGCGCUUUGUGGAUGAGAUGCCCGAAUUCUGGCAAUGUAUGGUUGAACCGGCCAUUGCUGCAUUACGAACUGGCGCCCGCUUCGUGGAUGUGUCCAUGAUCGCCUGGGCAUUUGCCAGCACCCAGCGAGCCACUGCAGCGCUGAUGGAGGAGGUUGCGCGCGAGACUUUACAGGCGCUGCCCGAACUGCCACCGCGAAGCAUCGCAGGCAUUGCAUGGGCCUUCGCCAAAGCCGGUGCUCAGCACCAGCAGCUGUUCACUCAGCUGCGCGAAAGGGCCAAGCUGGUCUUGCGGGAGUUCAGCGCCCACGAUGCCGCAGCCUUUUGCUGGGCGUUCAGCGCCUUGGGCUGCGCAGAUUCGUCGCUCUUCACGGAACUUGCGCUGCAUUUGGAUUCGGAUGGAAGCCAUCGAGCCACUGCUUUGCGCCGCUUAAGCCCACCUUUAGCUGCAGAGUUCUCAUGGGCUCUGGCCUCGGCAAGUGUUGAGGCACCUAGCGUGUUUGCAACCUUGCAAGAGCUCUGUGUGUCCAACAUGGAAAUCCUGGAAACUGAGGACGUUUGUGGCUUCGCCUGGGCCUUUGCCACCCAAAACGGCACCGCAGUGACCUUCGACGCCAUCGCCAGAUACGCCGAGAGGUAUGCAGGGCGCUUGAGACCCGCAGAGGUAAAUCUCUUGUGUUGGGCCCUCAAUGGACGAGCACAAAUAGGUCCCCGCCUGCGGGCAGCACAAAGGUAGAAAA
Molecule: messenger RNA, 1273 nt
Organism: Cladocopium goreaui
Lineage: Eukaryota; Dinophyceae; Suessiales; Symbiodiniaceae
Source: the annotation of a GenBank genome assembly